UUUCAGAUGGCAGCAAUGUGAUUGGAACUGAAGAGAACAGUUUUGACCGCAGCUAUGUAAAAAAGAAAUUGGAACAUGGGCUUUCACGAAUAUGGCAGGAUGUUCAACUGAAAGUGAAAACAUAUCUUCUGGGAACAGAUCUGUCUAACUUCAAAUAUGAUGACUUCAUAUUUGUACUUGAUGUUAUCAGCAGGUUGAUGCAAGUUGGAGAAGAAUUUUGUGGCAGUAAGUCUGAAGUUUUGCAAGAAUCUAUCAGAAAACAAAGUGUUAACUAUUUCAAAACAUACCACAGAACCCGUCUUGAAGAAUUAAGAAUGUUUUUGGAGAAUGAGACCUGGGAACUUUGUCCUGUUAAAUCAAGCUUUAGUAUUCUGCAGCUUCAUGAAUUUAAGUUCAUGGAGCAGUCACGUUCCCCAUCUGUGUCGCCUAGUAAGCAGCCUUCUUCAGCAAUUUCGACAACAGUGACGUUAUUUGAACAGUACUGUAACGGAGGAAACCCCUUUGAAAUUCAGGCCGACAGCAAAGAUGAUGAGACAGAAGAUGUGUUAGCUUCCAAUGGGUAUGAAUCAGAUGAGCAAGAAAAAAGUGGCUAUCAAGAGUAUGAUAGUGACAGUGAUGUUCCUGAAGAGUUGAAAAGAGACUAUGUGGAUGAGCAGACAGGAGAUGCCCCUGUGAAAAGGCAAGUAGACUGU
Messenger RNA from Balearica regulorum gibbericeps (East African grey crowned-crane), 692 nucleotides. The record is from RefSeq and is a predicted model, not a curated record. NCBI's taxonomy places the organism in Eukaryota, Metazoa, Chordata, Aves, Gruiformes, Gruidae.